Messenger RNA from Colletotrichum higginsianum IMI 349063, 213 nucleotides. RefSeq lists its product as uncharacterized. Bases 1 to 213 code for a protein of 70 amino acids. The transcript is spliced from 2 exons. NCBI's taxonomy places the organism in Eukaryota, Fungi, Ascomycota, Sordariomycetes, Glomerellales, Glomerellaceae. The record is from RefSeq and is a predicted model, not a curated record.
AUGGCCGAGAACGAGAACGGGAAACAAGAGGAGGCGGAUAAGGAGACGCCACACACACGUGCCAGCGCUGCGCAUGCGUACCUGUACACGCGAGGCGACCCGGGCGAGCAGAGGGACGUGAGACGUCGUAGCAGUGCAGCAGCCGGCAAGCAGCGUGUUAAAGGCAUGCUGACCUUCAUGCCUCGCGCAUCGUUCGAGAAUUCCCAGCGAUAA